This is a messenger RNA of Oncorhynchus kisutch (coho salmon), 4411 nucleotides long. RefSeq names its product PDZ and LIM domain protein 7. Gene Ontology annotation, cellular component: stress fiber; Z disc; adherens junction. The coding region runs from base 186 to 1481 and encodes 431 amino acids. The record is from RefSeq and is a predicted model, not a curated record. The transcript has 11 exons. Gene Ontology annotation, molecular function: muscle alpha-actinin binding; actin binding. Gene Ontology annotation, biological process: actin cytoskeleton organization; heart development; muscle structure development. NCBI's taxonomy places the organism in Eukaryota, Metazoa, Chordata, Actinopteri, Salmoniformes, Salmonidae.
AUUAACAUUGGAUGCCAACCGCCGUUAAACCCAUCGAAGAAGAAGAAGAAGCUGAGAAUGAACGUUGGUUGCUGCUUAAGAAAAAGAGAUCCACAGUGUUCCUGACGUCCAGGUUGAGGAAGUCUGAAGUUUAGGUGUUUGAUUCACACAUUUCUUUCAGAUCUGGUCUACCGUAGGUCGACACGAUGUCCGGCGGUCCCCAUAAUGAUAAGGAGGCCAUGAAUAUAUACUCUAUAACCCUCAACGGCCCGGCACCAUGGGGCUUCAGACUUCAGGGGGGGAAGGACUUCAGCAUGCCCCUGACUGUGUCCAGGCUGACCCCCGGGGGUAAGGCCGCCCAGGCCGGUGUGGGCGUGGGAGAUUGGGUGGUGUCCAUCGGAGAGACCAACGCAGAAGACAUGACCCAUGUGGAGGCACAGAACAAGAUCAGAGCAGCAGAGGAGUCUCUCACCCUCACCCUCAGCAAAGCUUUCCAUGCGGGUGGUGAUCAGAAGGAUUCACUCGCCCCCGCCUCGGUUCAGCCCAAAUACUCCUUCGCCCCCAGCACCGCUAUCAACAAGAUGGCGCGACCAUUCACGCCGGGCGGCGGCAACACGGUCAUUAAACCAGUGACAUACGCCCCUAAAGUUAACACCCCGGCCUCAGCGCCGCCCGCCAGCAUGCUACAGCCACACAACGGCGUCAAGGCCUCUCUGUCACCUGCUAAGGCCCAGACCCAGACGGCAGACAAACCUGACGCCUCUAAGACUUCAGCUACAGUCACGGCUGGUCCUCUGGUACGUCCUCCGUGGGUGACCGACCCAGGGUUCGCUGACCGUUACGCCCCAGACAAGACCAGUACGGUUCUGACCCAGCACAGGCAGCCGGCCCAGCCAACGCCCAUGCAGAACCGCUCCUCUAUCCUACAGGCGGCUCAGCAGGCACCGGAGGACAGCGGAAGGACCCCUCUCUGUGGAGCCUGCAACAAGAUCAUUAGGGGCCGGUACCUGGUGGCUCUGGGUCAGUCCUGGCACCCAGAAGAGUUCCAGUGUUCUCAGUGUAAGGUGAUGUUGGAUGAGGGAGGAUUCUUUGAGGAGAAAGGCUCAAUCUUCUGCUCCAAGUGUUAUGAUAACCGCUACGCUCCCAACUGUGCCAAAUGCAAGAAGACGAUCGUAGGGGAUAUCAUGCACGCUCUGAAGAUGACCUACCAUGUCCAGUGUUUCAUGUGUGCUGCCUGUAAGAGCCCCAUCAGAAACCAGGCCUUCUAUAUGGAGGAGGGAGAACCUUACUGUGAGAGAGAUUAUGAGAAGAUGUUUGGUACUAAGUGUCAUGGCUGUGACUUUAAGAUCGAUGCUGGGGACCGCUUCCUAGAGGCCUUGGGAUACAGUUGGCACGACACCUGCUUCGUCUGCGCUUUCUGCCAGAUCAACCUGGAAGGAAAGACCUUCUACUCUAAGAAGGAUAAGCCGCUGUGUAAAGGCCAUGCCUUCACUCCCGUCUGAGAGGGAGAGAGGUGGUUCAGACAGGAGACCUUCACCAUUCUCUGAACCCUGAAGACCUGUAGAGUGUCAGUUAAUCGCCACUCCACUGCAAACCAGACCGCAUCAGUGCAUCAGAUCCUCACUUAUCGCUCAGCUACAGAUCGAUUCAGCUGCACCUCAUCCUUCAACUUCUAUCCCUGGACUUUCCAAAUGCAUCCCGUACUGGCUCCCUUCACUAAGAGCUAAAGGAAUGUAAAUGUUAACCUUUCUGACCUUAACCGCCUAGUUUCUCUACUGUUGUUACUCAUAGCAGGUUACUCUAGUAUCAUAUGUAAUGGUAUAACAAAGUGAGACAUUAUUCGUUUUGAGUAUAGUGUUAUUACAAACGGAGUCAUUUCAAGCCUUAGCUUCUCUAACUCUAUGUAUUGUCAGUGAAUAUAUAUAUAUAUAUCAUUCCUCCCUCUGUGAUUGUGGUGAUAACCACCUGUUGUUUACAGGGCAUCCUUUACUCCAGUGUGCGAUGGUCAACUGUGUUUGGGCAAUGCCUAUUAGUCUGGUGAAAUGGCAGGCUCAGCCCCUUCUAAUCUCAACCUCGUUCAUUUCACUUUUAAGUGCCUUUUUUUUUUUUAAGUUGAACCAACCGUUUAGUGUGUCAUUUUCUGAGAUGUUACAUUAACUGUCGCUGCACCACCGUCCUCAUUUAAAGUCUCUGGUCCGUUCAACCCUUUGGUUACUGCAGUAAUUAAGGUGAUUUUAAUGGGUACCCUUACUCCAGUACUUAAAGUAAUGUACGGGGCAACCAUACUGCAGUACUUAAGGUAAUGUACGGGGCAGCCAUACUGCAGUACUUAAGGUAAUGUACGGGGCAACCUUACUCCAGUACUUAAGGUGAUUUUAAUGGGAACCCUUACUCCAGUACUUAAGGUGAUUUUAAUGGGAACCCUUACUCCAGUACUUAAGGUGAUUUUAAUGGGAACCCUUACUCCAGUACUUAAGGUGAUUUUAAUGGGAACCCUUACUCCAGUACUUAAGGUAAUGUACGGGGCAACCUUACUGCAGUACUUAAGGUAAUGUGCAUUCCAAAUGGCGCACCCUAUUCCUUAUAUAGUGCACUCAUUUGUAUGGGCUCUGGUAAAAAACACUAGUGCACUAUAAAUGAAAUAGGGAGUCCCUUCGGGACACAAGCCCAUAUUGCACUAGUCACUAUAAAAACUGUCGGACACUCCAUAUUGACCCCAGGGUGACCCAGAAUGCACCACUUCACAUCAGCUAUGUUAUUAAUUGAGUAAUGUAAAUCAGAAUAGUACACCAUAAAAAAGGAAACUAAACUGUGGCUCUUGAAUGGAGAAUAAUCUCAUGGCCAAUUAUAUUCUAGAAUGUUCUAAAUUCAGUUGGAAUUGUGCCGUUGUGUUGUCCUGGGAUUUGUAGUCAUUGUGUUGUCCUGGGAUUUGUAGUCAUUGUGUUGUCCUGGGAUUGGUAGUCAUUGUGUUGUCCUGGGAUUGGUAGUCAUUGUGUUGUCUUGGGAUUUGUAGUCCAUUGUGUUGUCCUGGGAUUUGUAGUCCAUUGUGUUGUCCUGGGAUUUGUAGUCCAUUGUGUUGUCCUGGGAUUGGUAGUCAUUCCACACAAGUGACUAUGUAUUGGACCAAAUACUGUAUGAUCUAGGGUUCUAUUCAAUCCGAAUCCCAGAAGUGCGGCGUGAUUGUUCCCGCGUGGGCGGAGACUGCAUUCCUGGUAAAUGAUGUCGGCUCAAUCCACAAAUUUACAUUCAGAGCGCCCAAUCUGUAUAAUGUCAAACGACACAUUGAAUAGAGCUCAUACACUGAACAAAAAUAUAAAUGGUUUAAUAUACUGAACAAAAAUAUAAACGCAACCAUUUUAAAGAUUUUACUGAGUUCCAGUUCAUAAGGAAAUCAGUCAAUUGAAAUAAAUAAAUUAGGUCCUAAUCUAUGGAUUACACAGGACUGGGCAGGGGUGCAGCCUUGUUUGGGCCUGGGAGGGCAUAGGCCCACCCACUGGGGAGCCAGGCCCAGCCACAAAAGGGCUUUAUUUAAGACAAAUACUCCUCAGUUUCAUCAGCUGUCAGGGUGGAUGGUCUCAGACGUUCCUGCAGCCGGAUGUGGAGGUCCUGGGCUGGUUGGUUGGACGUACUGCCAAAUUUUCUAAAACGACGUUGGAGGCGGCUUAUGGUAGAGAAAUUAACAUUCAAUUCUCUGGCAACAGCUCUGGUGGACGUUCCUGCAGUCAACAUGCCAAUUACACGCUCCAUUGUGUUGUGGGACGAAACGGCAUUUUAGAGUGGCCUUUUAUUGUCCCCAGCACAAGGUGCACCUGUGUAAUGACCAUGCUGUUUAAGCAGCUUCUUGAUAUGCCACACCUGGUCAGGUCGAUGGAUUAUCUUGGCAAAAGAGAAAUGUUCACUGACAGGGAUGUAAACAAAUUUUGUGGACAAAAUUUGAGAGAAAUAAGCUUUUUUGUGAGUGUGGAACAUUUCAUGAGACCUGGGACACUUUACAUGUUACGUUCAUAUUUCUUGUUGAGUAUAUUUACUUAAUGGGUGUGUUUGAAAGGACUGUGUGUUGAAACCUAAUUAUUUUGUAAUGUACUGUGUUCGCUGACUAGUGAGAUUGGUUCACUUCUGAUAUGUACUCAUUCCUACUUUUUUGUACGUCAACCUCUGCUCCAAGAACAAUAAGAUUAUAAUAACAAAAUACUAACAAAUAUAUAUGUAUUAUAGUAUUUUGUAUGAUAUUAAAGUAUCGUAUACCAAGUGCCUUCUCAAGCUUUACACACUCUGAGCUUUAGAAUAAUUAUUAAAUUCUAACUGAAUAACUGCUGUAUUCAUUUGUGUACACGCUAGAGAUGUCUUUAGCGAAAUAAUUGAUAUCUUUGAUCGAGGAGCUGUAUUUGGUAUCAGAACCAGUCAAUCAAUAAAGCAUGUCUGUAUUCUUCCA